Symbiodinium sp. CCMP2456 is the source of this 1618-nucleotide messenger RNA. Lineage: Eukaryota; Dinophyceae; Suessiales; Symbiodiniaceae. The record is from the annotation of a GenBank genome assembly.
AUGCAACUGAGACGGAUGAUUCGCCAAACGACGGCUGCCGCCUUCUUGCUCAACGCCAUCGCUCUCCCCGCGGCAGUGUGCUGCGGGGAGACGACGGCGACAUGGACAGGCGGCGCCGACAUCGAUGCAUGGGUCUACACCAACAAUGACAGUGGCUCAGGGUCACGGUUCCAAAGCCCCACAUUUACCGAUUUGUCGAUCGACCCGGAAACGAACCAGUUCGUGAGGGGGAGUGCAACAGGGGCGUCGCGAUUGGGGAUGGCCCUAAUGGCCUUCCAAACUUCCGAUCAGAUCGCGCCGGCUAACGACCCGACGCGAUACCGCAUCGAAUCGGUGAAAGUGACGGCUUGGGCCAGGCGAGCUCCCCUCUCGUCGGGUGAUCUGCUUUACACCGAUCAGCCGCUUUCGCACAUCGAUCUUCUGACCGAAGCUCAGAGUGGAAACGUCAGUUCUCAGAAACCCUUUGAGCUGUUCGGCGUAGGUUUCCGCGACGGUUACGAAGGAUUCGAUCUAGGGAACGCGUCAGGCGAUUUGCUCAACAGCGAAGCGAGUGAGCCGUACUCAGGCGAGGGCGGCUCUUACAUCGCCUACCCCAUUGCUGGCGAUGGUGAAGGUCAGUACAUCGACGUUUCCAACAGCUACACCGGUGGGUUCAGCGCCACGUCGCCUACGGAGCAAACCGACCCGUUCACCGCAGCCCCCUGGGCGAUCGGUAAGACCGCCGCCGCUGUCGGAUCGGUCCUGGCGGGCAACAUCAACUUUACGUUUGAGCUCGACCUCUCGUUGCCGGGAGUCGCACAGUACGUACAACAGUCGCUCUCCGAUGGAUCGAUCGGUUUCAUGCUUUCGUCGAUGCACAGAACCGGCGUCAUGGGGCAGUCGGGAGGCGCCUAUCCCGAGUGGCGGAUGCGAGAAGGCGCCUCGGGGCAAUUGUUCGCCUCACUGGCGAUCGAAUACUCGCUGCUGGCGAUCCCCGGCGACUACGACGGCAACGGCUUCGUUGAACAAGCGGACUACGACGUUUGGUCGCAAGCUUACGGCUCAACCGUUACCCCUAGCACGGGCGCCGAUGGCAAUGGCGACGGAUUCAUCGACGCCGCGGACUACUCGGUCUGGCGCGACGCCUUCGCUGGUUCGCCAGUGCUGGCGGUCCCCGAGCCAACAGCCUGCCUGACCGCCAUCCUGGCGCUGGCCAAUUUGUCGCUGCUACGCUUCACGCUCGUGGAGCUCUUGGUCGUGAUCGCCAUCAUCGGGAUCUUGAUCGCGCUGCUCUUGCCCGCGGUUCAAGCGGCGCGAGAGGCGGCACGGCGGUGCAGCUGCCGCGUCAACCUCAAACAGGUCGGUCUCGCGACGCAAAACUUUUUCGAUACGAAUCGCCACUUGCCGCCACCUAAGGCCGGUGAUUUCGGUGCGACCGAAGACCACGGCGGCGCCUUGAUUGUGCUCUUACCCUAUCUGGAAGAGGGCAGCCUCUACGACACGUACGAUGUGAGUCAGCUCCUCUCCGCGCCGGCCAACGCGCCGAUAACGACCGCCGUGGUGGAGACCUACCUGUGCCCCUCGAUGCGCCCGCCGGUGCUAGGUCCUGUGGGGACGGCUCCAGCCUUCGGCUACGGCA